Molecule: messenger RNA, 4894 nt
Organism: Oncorhynchus nerka (sockeye salmon)
Lineage: Eukaryota; Metazoa; Chordata; Actinopteri; Salmoniformes; Salmonidae
Exons: 8
Biological process (GO): glycerophospholipid biosynthetic process
Cellular component (GO): mitochondrion
Source: RefSeq, a predicted model, not a curated record
CAGGAGGCAGCGGAGAGAGACCCGACAGCAGAGCAGCAGAAUCAUGAAGGCACUGAGUGUCCUACACCGGGCUGCGAACACCCUGCUCAGCCAUCCCGGGGACCGGGGAACUCUACUGACAAGGUGUGGGAUAAGCGGCGCCUCGACGUUAAAUAACAAGAUCCAGCCAGGGUUCGGUCUGCUGUUUGACAUCGAUGGGGUGCUGGUCCGGGGGAAGACUCCUAUUCCAGCUGCUAAAAAGGCCUUCCAGAAGUUGGUGGACUCCAGAGGACAGUUCUUGGUUCCUGUGGUGUUCGUCACCAACGCUGGAAACUGUCUCCGUCAGAAGAAGGCUGAUCAACUGUCUCAAAUACUGGGAGUGCCUAUCUCCCAGGACCAGGUGAUGCUGUCUCACAGUCCUCUCAGGAUGUUCACGAAGUACCAUGAGAAAUGUGUUCUGGUGUCAGGACAAGGACCUGUACUGGAUAUCGCUAACAAUCUGGGCUUCCAGAAUGUGGUGAGCAUCGACAUGUUGAGAGACUACUUCCCCCUGCUGGAUAUGGUGGACCACAACAGACGACCCAAACUACCAUCUUCACCUAUUGUGAAUCUCCCUAUAGUUCAAGCUGUCAUCCUGUUCGGCGAGCCAAUCCGAUGGGAGAGCAACCUGCAGCUAAUCAUUGAUGUGUUGCUGACCAAUGGGAGCCUGGGUAACGCCCAUGAGAUGCGUCACUCCUCCCACCUGCCGCUGCUGGCCUGUAACAUGGACCUGAUGUGGAUGGCCGAGGCCCAGUCUCCACGGUUUGGCCACGGGAUGUUCCUUGUGUGUCUGGAGAACAUCUACAGGAAGAUAACGGGUCAGGAGCUGAAGUACGAAGCUCUGAUGGGGAAACCUUCUGAACUAACAUAUCACUUCGCUGAGUACCUCAUCAGGGAGCAGGCUGCAGAGAGAGGCUGGAGGACACCUAUAAGAACACUCUACGCUAUCGGAGACAACCUGAUGACAGAUAUCUAUGGAGCCAACCUGUAUAACCGCUAUCUGGAGGAAAGGGUCCGGACCAGGCAGACUGCUGCCCAAGUAGUGCAGGCCACGGUGGAGGGUACAGGGGGCGGAGGGUCCCCUAAAGCCCUUCUCCAGGACCAGGACAUGGAAAGUGCCUUGGAGAGCGAGCUGGCCUCCCCCUCCGCCACCUCCUGUAAAUCCCUGCUGGUAUGUACCGGUGUCUAUAACCCCCACAGCGAGGUGCCGGCUGAUGCCAGCCACAGCAUCACAGAGACUGUGUUCCAUGGUCACCGGGACUUCCGCUUCGACCCGGCCCUGAUGGAACCAGGACACAUCGUAGAGGACGUACACAACGCUGUGGAACUCAUCUGUCAACAGGAGAACUUUGUUUCUACUAGGCAUUGACCUGUAGAAUAGCAUUAGAGUUGUAUAACUUUGUACGUCCAAAAUGACCCUAUUCCCUGUGUAGUUCAAAAGAUAGGGAAUAUGGUGCCAUUUCAUAUUUGUAUAUCACAUCCCAGUGAGGAUGGUUUCAGGGUUAAAAACUGAGGAAGUAGAAACAGUAGAAAUAGUAGAGUCUGAGACUGUAGAAACAGUAGUCUGAGACUGUAGAAACAGUAGUCUGAGACUGUAGAAACAGUAGAGUCUGAGACUGUAGAAAUAGCAGAGUCUGAGACUGUAAAAACAGUAGAGUCUGAGACUGUAGAAACAGUAGAGUCUGAGACUGUAGAAACAGUAGUCUGAGACUGUAGAAACAGUCGUCUGAGACUGUAGAAACAGUAGAGUCUGAGACUGUAGAAAUAGCAGAGUCAGACUGUAGAAACAGUAGUCUGAGACUGUAGAAACAGUAGUCUGAGACUGUAGAAAUAGUAGUCUGAGACUGUAGAAAUAGUAGUCUGAGACUGUAGAAACAGUAGUCUGAGACUGUAGAAAUAGUAGUCUGAGACUGUAGAAAUAGUAGUCUGAGACUGUAGAAACAGUAGUCUGAGACUGUAGAAACAGUAGUCUGAGACUGUAGAACCAGUAGUCUGAGACUGUAGAAAUAGCAGAGUCAGACUGUAGAAACAGUAGUCUGAGACUGUAGAAACAGUAGUCUGAGACUGUAGAAAUAGUAGUCUGAGACUGUAGAAACAGACGUCUGAGACUGUAGAAACAGUAGAGUCUGAGACUGUAGAAAUAGCAGAGUCAGACUGUAGAAACAGUAGUCUGAGACUGUAGAAACAGUAGUCUGAGACUGUAGAAACAGUAGUCUGAGACUGUAGAAACAGUAGAGUCUGAGACUGUAGAAACAGUAGUCUGAGACUGUAGAAACAGUAGUCAGACUGUAGAAACAGUAGUCUGAGACUAGAAAUAGCAGAGUCAGACUGUAGAAACAGUAGUCUGAGACUGUAGAAACAGAAUAAACAGUAGUCUAAGACUGUAGAAACAGUAGAAACAGUGGUCUAAGACUGUAGAAAUAGUAGAGUGUGAGACUGUAGAAACAGUAGAGUCUGAGACUGUAGAAACAGUAGUCUGAGACUGUAGAAACAGUAGAGUCUGAGACUGUAGAAACAGUAGAGUCUGAGACUGUAGAAACAGUAGUCUGAUACUGUAGAAACAGUUGAGUCUGAGACUGUAGAAACAGUAGAGUCUGAGACUGUAGAAACAGAAUAAACAGUAGUCUGAGACUGUAAAAACAGUUGAGUCUGAGACUGUAGAAACAGUAGUCUGAGACUGUAGAAACAGUAGUCUGAGACUGUAGAAACAGUAGAGUCUGAGACUGUAGAAACAGUAGUCUGAUACUGUAGAAACAGUUGAGUCUGAGACUGUAGAAACAGUAGAGUCUGAGACUGUAGAAACAGAAUAAACAGUAGUCUGAGACUGUAAAAACAGUUGAGUCUGAGACUGUAGAAACAGUAGUCUGAGACUGUAGAAACAGUAGAGUCUGAGACUGUAGAAACAAUAGAGUCUGAGACUGUAGAAACAGUAGUCUGAGACUGUAGAAACAGUUGAGUCUGAGACUGUAGAAACAGUAGAGUCUGAGACUGUAGAAACAGAAUAAACAGUAGUCUGAGACUGUAAAAACAGUUGAGUCUGAGACUGUAGAAACAGUAGUCUGAGACUGUAGAAACAGUAGAGUCUGAGACUGUAGAAACAAUAGAGUCUGAGACUGUAGAAACAGUAGUCUGAGACUGUAGAAAUAGUAGAGUCUGAGACUGUAGAAACAGUAGUCUUGAGACUGUAGAAACAGUAGAGUCUGAGACUGUAGAAACAGUAGUCUGAGACUGUAGAAAUAGUAGAGUCUGAGACUGUAGAAACAGUAGUCUGAGACUGUAGAAAUAGUAGUCUGAGACUGUAGAAACAGUAGAGUCUGAGACUGUAGAAACAGUAGAGUCUGAGACUGUAGAAACAGUAGGGUCUGAGACUAUAGAAAGAGUAGAAACAUAGUUCUUGAAAUUUUCCAGAUUGACUGACCUUCAUGUCUUAAAGUAAUGAUGGACUGUCGUUUCUCUUUGCUUAUUUGAGCUGUUCUUGCCAUAAUGUGGACUUGGGUAUUUUACCAAAUAGGGCUAUCUUCUGUAUACCACCCCUAUCUUGUCACAACACAACUGAUUGGCUCAAACGCAUUAAGAAGGAAAGAUAUUCCACAAAUUAACAAGGCACACCUGUUAAUUUAAAUGCAUUCCAGGUGACUACCUCAUGAAGCUGGUUGAGAGAAUGUCAAGAGUGUGCAAAGCUGUCAUCAAGUCAAAGGGUGGCUACUUUGAAGAAUCUCAAAUAUAAAAUAUAUUAUGAUUUGUUUAACACUUUUUUUGGUUACUACAUGAUUCCAUAUCUGUUAUUUCAGAGUUUUUAUGUCUUCACUAUUAUUCUACAAUGUAGAAAAUAGUAAAAAAUAAAGAAAAACCCUGGAGUGAGUAGCUGUGUCCAAACCUUCGACGGGUACUAUAUUUGAUCAGGUUACUUUUCAAAACGAUAGAAAAGCAGGUAGACUUUGCGUUGAGGGCAGGUAGAUACCAGAUAUGUGAUAGCAUGAUCAGUUGAAGGCAUUCAGUUGUACAACUGACUAGGUAUCCCCCUUUCCCUUAAUUGUAAAUAACUGCAUCGACUGUACUGAAAACAAAAGCAACAAUGCACUGUUAGAGAGUAGUAAGUCUUUGUCCUGUAUAUCUGAAUGGGUCUGACUGAUCGUGAACAGUACAGCGUGGCUGCCUGUACUAGCUGUUGUACCAUGACCAGAUAGGUCCUGUCCCUGGUCAGAUAAUGGUUUCAUAUGCACUUAUGUCAGGUCAUGCCAUCAGAAAUGAAAGCAUAAGAGUAGAAUAGUGCAUUAGUCUUCUAGAACAGUCCUGUACUGUAUGCAGUAAAACAUUGGGUAUGGUUUUCUUUUAUAGUGCCUUAAGCUGAAAGAUAUUUUAUACUUACACUAAGUACAUAUGUUCACAUAUUUGUGCAUGUCAUAGGAUCUGCAAUGCAUGCAUUUAUAUUACUUUAUGUCAUUGUAUGAAAUAAUCUUUUCCAUGUAUAAAAUGUUAAGUUAAAUGAAAUGUCAAGGUAUUUAAACGGAUUACAGAUAUUGUAACUUUAUUGAAGACAGAUACUGUGAUUAUGGCACAUCAGUCACGUUUAUACCUGGUUCUAAUGUGCGUCCUUUUGUCCUUAUCUUGUCCACAUUCUGAUUGUGCCCACAUUUUUAGAUGAAUAAAAGACGCAUUGUGAACAGAUUUUGAUCAGAUGUUAUAAGUGUAAACAGGCAAGAUCCGGAUGAAGGACACGUUAGCAGCAGGUAUAAACGGGGCUAGAGAAGGUGACCACUGUAUAGUAACUGCAUGUAUAGGCUAUGAUAUUCAUUUUAUUAACAAGUUAAGAUGAACAAUAUUUAUCUAAUUUGCUAUUGUCGAUAAAAGACAAAUAACCUGAACUGGUUUCCCU